Molecule: messenger RNA, 827 nt
Organism: Selaginella moellendorffii
Lineage: Eukaryota; Viridiplantae; Streptophyta; Lycopodiopsida; Selaginellales; Selaginellaceae
Product: chaperone protein dnaJ 8, chloroplastic-like
Exons: 1
Coding region: 118-570 (150 amino acids)
Source: RefSeq, a predicted model, not a curated record
UAUAUAAGCACGAGAGGAGUGAUGCCUUUCUAGGGCAACGAUUUCCUUGCGUUGUGUCGAUCGAGAGAGGGAAAGCGAAGCGAGCGAAUUUGCGUGAGAAGAAAGAGGGCAAGGCGAAUGGCGACGGCGGCGGUGGGUUCUUCCCAAUUCUCGGGGAUGGAUGUCUCUCGGACGAUCCAAACCCCGCAACAGCAGCAGCCCCGGCAGGGAUGGAGGAAUGGGCGGUCGAAUUUGCGGCUGCGGGCGUCGGCGGCGGCGAGCGCGAGGUAUGGAUCAUCGCCGGUGGCCCCCUGCGAGUCCUACUCGAUGCUGGGCAUCCGGCCGGGCGAUUCCAAGCAGGAUCUCAAGCGCGCCUACCGGAGGCUCGCGCUCCAGUAUCAUCCGGAUGUUUGCAAGGGCGAUCACUGCGCGCCCAAGUUCCAGGAGAUCAACGCGGCGUACGAGCUCCUCCAGAAGAUCAUGGACGGGAGCGCCGUGGCCGCCCCGGUGGACGAUCGCUACUACUACAGCGACGACGAGGAGGAUUUGGAGGAGUACAAGUCGGGGUGGGAGGGCGCGUGGGUGUUUUGAUCCCGGCGACUUUCCCCCUUUAUUCUUCUUCUCGAUCGAUCGUCUCGUGUAAAUAGGGAGGGACGGGAAGAUCUCUGUACAGUGGGGGCUAUCGGAAUUUUUUAGGCAGCCAGGAAGAACAACUUUGCUUGUAUAGAAACACACCAAAAAGACUUGGAAUCGAAGGAAGGAAACCAAGAAAGAAAUUUCUUUCUCUUAUUAGGUUAUCUGUCUAGAACACUUCGAUUGAAUGACGAGAACUCUUUGAUUGAUUGAAA